AUGGAGCCAGGUAAACAAAAUGUUGCGAAAGCGGGGUUAUGGAACCCCAUUCGCAUCGGAAUGCGGGACAUCGACGAAGAGGAAUUCUACAACAACCAUCCUCUCCUCAAGCGUGAAAUCUACCAGCCCUUCGCACAGCCGAACCAGCAGCUACCACGUGUGUUGGUUAGUUUUACGUACAACCAACCAACAUAUGCGACGCGUCUGGUUGCUCCCGCAAGCAGUCCCGGAAGCAGACCCAACAUCAUCCGUCUUGCAAAGGCACCAAUAACCCCGGGAUCCUACAUCACCACCUUCCAUUCAGAGACAAUUGGGCCUUUGGCAGCUGCCAUGAUAGGCUCCGAGGGCUGCCUCUUCCGGCACACCCCUGACAGAAAAUCCUUCGAAGCAAUUAGGGAACCGCAGGCUGUUCGAGCGGUCCAGUACGAGCUCGAGGAACACCAUCUCAGCGACGAGACAGUGCAGCUUGUCCAGAACGACAAAAGAUAUCGUCGCAACGAAGUUCCCGUCUCUCAAAACAAAACAGGGCAUGAUAGUGUGUUGGUAUCAGCCUACCAAUGCUUUUACGUCAACGAGGCCGAUAACUCGACGGAAAGUCUUGCAGAUCAGCCCUGGAAGCCGUUUCAUAAGAUUCAACUAGAAAUCUACAGAGAUGCGUCUGAGGCGUCGGUAGCUUCCUCGGCUGCUUGA
This is a messenger RNA of Colletotrichum karsti, 690 nucleotides long. RefSeq lists its product as uncharacterized. The transcript has a single exon. NCBI's taxonomy places the organism in Eukaryota, Fungi, Ascomycota, Sordariomycetes, Glomerellales, Glomerellaceae. Bases 1 to 690 code for a protein of 229 amino acids. The record is from RefSeq and is a predicted model, not a curated record.